Messenger RNA from Coregonus clupeaformis (lake whitefish), 2402 nucleotides. RefSeq names its product heme transporter hrg1-A. Bases 118 to 552 code for a protein of 144 amino acids. Gene Ontology annotation, molecular function: heme binding; heme transmembrane transporter activity. Lineage: Eukaryota; Metazoa; Chordata; Actinopteri; Salmoniformes; Salmonidae. The record is from RefSeq and is a predicted model, not a curated record. Gene Ontology annotation, biological process: heme transport. Gene Ontology annotation, cellular component: plasma membrane; lysosomal membrane. The transcript has 3 exons.
CUAGCUGUUUAGCGAGCUCGAGUUGUCCAGAGGCGAGUUUCUCAAAACAGGGCACUUGUUUUUAAACGUUGGCGUUAUUCUUUUUUCAUUCUACUUGUAGCGUGUCACCUGUCCCCAAUGGGGUUCAAUAAGACGUACAUCAGUAUCGGGUAUGCCUCUUUUGGCAUGCUUAUGGGAUUCUCAGCGUUUCUCGUGUGGAACAUCGCGUACAACCAACCAUGGACAGCUGCAAUGGGAGGAUUAUCAGGUGUGCUAGCGCUCUGGGCCCUCAUCACCCACAUCAUGUACCUGCAGGACUACUGGCGCACCUGGCUGAAGGGCCUCAAAUUCUUUCUCUUCAUCGGAGUCUUCUUCUCCCUGCUGGCCGUGGUGGCUUUCAUCACCUUCCUCUCCCUCGCCAUUACCAACAAGGAGUCCAUGACUGACCCGAGGAGCCUGUUUCUUUCGGGUGUGUGGAGCUUCAUGACCCUGAAGUGGUCCUUCCUGCUGGCCCUCUACUCCCACCGCUACCGCAAGGAGUUUGCCGACAUCAGCAUCCUCAGUGACUUUUGAUAAGGGCCCUUGAACCCCCCUGUGGAGGUCUAUGGAAGACUAACAAACAGGGUUCCUAACCUGAGGGUGCUAACUAGGGGAGAAGAGAGGGAGUGAAGAUUUGAGGGGUUGGUGAAGCCAAGUAGUCAUGAAAAGAGGACUAAUACAAUUUAAAUUGAGCAAUGGAAUGAGGGUUGAUCUGAAAGGUGUGGGGUAGCCGCAAAUCCACCAGAUCUCUUACACCAAUUGUUUGCUUAUGAAUCCAUGAGGGGGAGUGCACGAGGACACACUUCGGGGAGAAGGGUAGUGAAUCAGAACGCAACCUGUGUGUUGUCUGUGUUAAUUAGGGAAUUAGUACCCGGACCUCCGUCCAUGCCCGCACCUUCGCGUUUAGGUCACCCCCCUCUCUCUUUCUGUAUCUGUAAACAGGGUAUGCUUAUGCCUUUUAUGGAUUUUACUCAGUUCCUAUACGUAUGUAUGUGACACUCUCUGUGUUCCUCUUGUAUGUCCUCAAAAGUUGUUUUUAGAGUCAAUAUCUCCCUUUUUAUGAGAUUUGAAUCUUAUUUUUGAUGACUUUGUAGGUAAUCCUUGACAAUUAUGUACAUCACGUGUCAAACUCAUUCCACGGAGGGCCAAGUGUCUGCGGGAUUUCGCUCCUUCCUUGUACUUGAUUGAUGAAGUAAGGUCACUAAUUAGUAAAGAACUCCCCUCACCUGGUUGCCUCUGUUUUAAUUGAAAGGAAAACCCGCAGACACUAGACCCGCCGUGGAAUGCUUAUAUACCUAGGAACAAAUUCUUAACAAGAUAUACAAUUUUUCUCAUAUAAUUGAUGUAGUUACGAUAGAAUUCAAUUCUAUUCUCUUGCCACAAGGGGGAGUCAGUCGAUCAAAUGUGGCGGCUGUUGGUAAAACAUCCCACUCAUUUAGGAAAAUGGUUCAACUUUGCUCUGUUUUCUAUCUGCACACAUCAUAUAACACAUACAUAAUACACAAGAAAAGGACACGUGUCACAGGCUUGUUUGGGAAAUCCAAGAAGUCUGUUUUUAGGAUGACCGUGUUCUGAUCUGUGUUAUCCAUCUGUGUCCUUUGAGUCCAUAGGACCCUACUGUCACCUGGAGCCAGUGUAUGGGAUGAAGCGACUACAUUUAGAGUAUCAUGUCUCAACACUAUUUGGUAACACUAUGUAUUAUGAUACAGUUAUAAUGCUUUGAAAAUGUUGUCGUAAGACUUGUAUAAUGUCUUAUAGCAUUAUACCUGUCAGUGUUAGACACUAUUUCACAGCAUCCCCUCAAAUUGUUUUUAAAAGGAUGAAAUGAAGGAUACCAUCCCAGAAUGUUAAAACAACUGCUUUUACAACAGUUGCCAGUGAAAUCCAACUGUCUCUUUUUAGUGCUCGUCUUAUUUGAAUUGAGAAUGUUCAGACGAGGGAGUUAGUUUGUGGUGUUUGUAUUUUUGCCGUGCCAACGAUUUAGCUCACAAACAUGAGGACUGCUUCCGAAAUGGCACCCUACUCCCUAUAUAGUGCACUACUUUUGACCAGGGGCCUUAGUGCACUGUAUAGGGAAUAGGGUGCCAUUUCAGACACAACAAGGACCAAUUACAUUAAUGCUUCAUUAAUCAUAACCUUUUGUUUAUGUUGUUUGCCAGAUCCAAAACAUUAUUGAUCAUCAUACUGCUGCCUAUGGAGAUUAAUUUGUGUUCUUCCUUUUUCCUUUACGCCUGUUGUUUCUCUGUGUGCUACCACAUCUAUCAUAUUGUAAUAUAAUGAAACAUGACGUUGUGUAUAUCCACUUGUGUGUAUGUAGGAAUGUAUGUCUGUUGAACAGGUAUGUCUGUGUGAGAGCCAUAUUAAUAAAAUAUAAUUUUAUGACA